AUAUUGUGUGAAUGGAUGUCUUCUUUAUCCAUUAUUGAUAUAGUAUCAAAACAUUUCAGACAUGGAGCUGAAGAAGUGCACAAUGAUGAACCAGGACCAAGGAGGCAGACUGCUCCAACAUUUACUGGUGCAGGGUAUAGACUUGGAGAUACUGAAGGUGGACCAUCACAGCAAGUUGCUGGUACAUCACAACCUGCUAAUGAACAACACAAUACAAGAUUAGGCAUUGAUCAAGCCUAUGUUUAUGUUUGUAGAGAAAUACCAAAGGAGUUGUACCGUCUUUCACGUGGUGGUGAAGUUCAUGUCAACAUCGAAGAUCACCGUCAGGAGGAGUACACUCCACCCAAGAAAAAGAAAAUUAUUGCAUUUGUGGGYAAAGGACAGAAACUUGGAAGUCCUACUCCUACAGUGAAAUUCAGUGAUGAAAAGAAAGGAGCCUCGUCGUCGUCUGAUGUUGCAACUGUUAACUUUGAUCAAUCCAAGCCAUCAACAAGCAUUCAAAUACGCCUAGCAGAUGGAACAAGGUGAUAUUGCUGACAUAAACAAAAAUUUCAUCAAUACAAAUUUGUCGCCUUAUAUAUAUAAGGUAUAAGGACUGAUAAAUAUAAUAACCCUGUUCACACAAAUUUAGAGAUUUUAUAACACGUACCCCCUAUACAAUUGUCACCGUUAUGUAUUCCCUCUCUGUGUUGAAUAGUGUCCCCUCCUAUUAGAAUAUUUUUGUACAUAAUGACAUCWCAGCAUGUAAUGCUCUGUUGAAUUAUCCUUUAUCCGAGCUAUCUGGGAUCAUAUCUUAUACAUGUAGACGGACGUUCGUAUAAGCAAUUAGUCCAGUCYCACACCCUUUUUAGCCCUCUCCGUUGAACUGUUGUUUUGCCGCGGCUAAAAGGGUCCAGAAGAACUUGCAUGCGCUGCAUCAUCCAGAAACAGCCAGGAAUUCAAGGCAUUAUUACCAACCUCAACAUGUAAAAACCAUUGUGAGCUAGUAAUUUUAAAAUAACAAUUACGAUUUUUAAAUGUGGUGUAUUUGACAUGUUUCGGCGUUACUUACGCCAUCAUCAGAAUGAAUACAAAGUAAGCUAAUUUAAAACUUUGAAGGAGUCGCUUAAAAAUGGUUUCAUGGCAUUAAAUUUAUCAUAGGCAAUGUAGGGAAUAAUCAUAUUCCCAGUUGGCGUUCAUGAAUACACUUUUGAGCGGCUCUUUCAAUGUUCGCAUAUAUAAUGAAGCCUCUCUUGACGUCACAUCAUUAGCAUUUUCAAUUUUCAAAUGCCUUUAACUCAGAAAAUAAAAUUCAAAAAACUUG
Messenger RNA from Exaiptasia diaphana, 1303 nucleotides. RefSeq names its product NSFL1 cofactor p47. NCBI's taxonomy places the organism in Eukaryota, Metazoa, Cnidaria, Anthozoa, Actiniaria, Aiptasiidae. The record is from RefSeq and is a predicted model, not a curated record. The coding region runs from base 16 to 528 and encodes 170 amino acids. The transcript is spliced from 3 exons. Gene Ontology annotation, biological process: Golgi organization; nuclear membrane reassembly; membrane fusion. Gene Ontology annotation, cellular component: nucleus; cytosol. Gene Ontology annotation, molecular function: ubiquitin binding.